Messenger RNA from Alnus glutinosa, 2637 nucleotides. Its product is annotated as protein CNGC15b-like. The coding region runs from base 304 to 2436 and encodes 710 amino acids. Gene Ontology annotation, cellular component: membrane. Gene Ontology annotation, molecular function: voltage-gated potassium channel activity. Gene Ontology annotation, biological process: transmembrane transport; potassium ion transport. NCBI's taxonomy places the organism in Eukaryota, Viridiplantae, Streptophyta, Magnoliopsida, Fagales, Betulaceae. The record is from RefSeq and is a predicted model, not a curated record. The transcript has 8 exons.
UUGAUGUACGUCAUUUUUCUGCGGUCGAAGCAUAUAAAAUAAGAAUAAACUGGAAAUAGUUGGUUACUGUGCGAAGUGCCUCGUACUCCCCAUAUACCUUCACCUGUAUUUUUCUGUUUCUUUAUGUGAAGUUAUAAGUUCCACGAGCUUCACACUCUCUAACCUUCCCACCCAAACAGUGAAUGUUAUGUGUUUAAUCUUUUGGCUGAUGAGAGGAGCACAGAUGGAGCUAGAGAAUUUUCAGCAAACCCGGAUUAUCAAAUCUACUCCUUGAAGUCACAUCUCUUCUGUGUCUCAAAUGCUAUGGCUUUUGGUAGAUCAGGAUCUGUAAGAUUUCAAGAUGAUCUUGAAACUGCAUACUGCACACCACCCAAAAACAGUCAUUUCUUAAGGCAAACCUGUAAGAUCAAUGGUAAACAGACGCCUGAUCUGUGCACGAAGAGGUCUGAGAAAGAUGCAAGAGGCAAGUCCUUUGAUAGGGGAGAACUUUCCAGAGUCUUCUCUGAGGAUUAUGAUGUGGUGGAGAAGAUAAUAUUGGAUCCUCGGGGACCUGUUGUAAGCAAAUGGAACAAAUUCUUCUUACUGGCCUGUUUGAUUUCUCUUUUCGUGGAUCCACUGUUUUUUUACUUACCAGUGGUUAAGGAAGAGAUGUGCAUUGAUGUUACUCUACCCCUUGAAGUAGCCCUCACAGUCAUUCGGUCACUGGUUGAUGCCUUUUACAUUGUUCAGAUUUUUGUUCGGUUUCGGACGGCUUAUGUUGCUCCUUCCUCUCGAGUAUUUGGGAGAGGAGAGCUUGUUAUUGACCCUUCAAAGAUCGCUUCAAGAUACCGUCAUAAAGACUUUUGGCUUGAUCUUAUUGCAGCCGUACCCCUACCACAGGUGUUGAUUUGGGUCGCAAUCCCAAGUAUAAGAGAUUCGGAAAUGACCCCUUCAAGUAUUGUUCUUCGCUUCCUUAUCUUUUUCCAGUACCUUUCGAGGCUAUAUCUUAUCUUUCCCCUCUCAUAUCAAAUUGUCAAGACCAAUGGGGUUGUGAUGGAAACAGCAUGGGCUGGAGCAGCAUAUAAUCUGAUGCUGUAUAUGUUGGCAAGUCAUGUUUUAGGAUCCUGUUGGUACCUCUUAUCUGUUCAACGACAACAAGAAUGUUGGGAGAAAGUUUGUAGUCUUCAACACCAAGAUUGCCAACAUUGGUUCUUUGAAUGCCGUCGAGUGAAUAACCCUAUGAGAACUGCUUGGUUCAAAACAAGCAAUAUCUCAAGUUUAUGUGGUGCAAAAAGUGACUUCUUUCAGUUUGGCAUUUAUGGUGAUGCAUUGACUUUUAGAGUUGCAGCCUCAAGUUUCUUGAACAAAUACUACUACUGUCUUUGGUGGGGCCUGAGAAAUCUAAGCUCUUUGGGACAGAAUCUCUUCACAAGCACUUAUAUUGGAGAAAUAAAUUUUGCUGUUAUGAUUGCGAUUCUUGGAUUGGUGCUUUUUGCUCUGCUUAUAGGGAACAUGCAGACAUACCUCCAAUCCACCACAGUGCGACUGGAAGAGUGGAGGAUCAGGAGGACAGAUACAGAACAAUGGAUGCAUCACAGGCAGCUACCGCGUGAUUUGAAGCAGAGCGUGCGAAGGUAUGAUCAAUACAGAUGGGUUGCAACUCGGGGAGUUGAUGAGGAAGCUAUUCUGAAAGACCUUCCAAUGGAUCUCAGACGAGAUAUCAAACGCCACCUCUGUCUUGAUUUAGUUCGACAAGUUCCACUCUUUGAUCAGAUGGAUGAUAGGAUGCUAGACGCCAUUUGUGAAAGGCUGAAACCUUCCCUAUGUACUCCAGGAACUUGCCUAGUUCGUGAGGGUGAUCCUGUAAAUGAGAUGCUUUUCAUUGUCCGAGGCCACUUAGAUUCUUACACCACCAAUGGCGGCCGCACAGGUUUCUUCAAUUCAAGCUGCAUUGGCCCAGGUGACUUCUGUGGUGAGGAGUUGCUAACCUGGGCCCUGGACCCUCGUCCCAAUGUUGUGCUUCCCUCAUCUACACGCACGGUGGAAGCCAUCACAGAAGUUGAAGCUUUUGCUCUCAUUGCUGAGGACUUAAAGUUUGUAGCGGCUCAGUUCCGAAGGCUACACAGCAAGCAACUCAGGCACACAUUUAGAUUUCACUCGCACCAAUGGAGGACAUGGGCUGCUUGCUUUAUACAAGCUGGCUGGUUUCGAUAUAAGAGACGGAAAGAGGCAGCUGAGCUCAAGAAGAUGGAGAGUCUAAUGGCCUCCAUGCCUGCAUCUGCACUGCAAGAGAGCGCGUCGUUGCCGCCGCACAGCUCAUCAGAGUUUACCAGAUAUGCAGCAAAACUGGCAGCAAGCACAAGGAGAGGUGGAAGCAAGCAGUGUGCAUCGGACUAUGACAUCCUAAGCUCAUUACAGAAGCCGGUUGAACCCAAUUUUACUGUUGAAGAUAGAUGAAGUAAAGUCCUUGUACCCUGGCAAGAGCUGAAUCAGUGUAUAUAUGUUUAGUUAUGUUUUAUGUUAGCUUACUAUUCUGCAGGUUAGAGCAAUAAAUUUAUGGCAAUUCCUCAGUACUUGAGCAUUUCCAUUGAUUGUUAUUAUGUAGGUUUUGUUGCUUAGCCAUUGUUAGAUUAUGAAGAAUAUAAGUCUUUUAUGGUA